Molecule: messenger RNA, 1839 nt
Organism: Helicoverpa armigera (cotton bollworm)
Lineage: Eukaryota; Metazoa; Arthropoda; Insecta; Lepidoptera; Noctuidae
Exons: 4
Coding region: 56-1273 (405 amino acids)
Source: RefSeq, a predicted model, not a curated record
UGUCUUUUGAAACUUCCUCUAUCACUUUUCUCCUUCUGUCAAAAGCUAAGAAAAGAUGAAUUUGUUAACUUUAAUUACGUUCUUCUCCGUUUUACAAACAAGUUUUGCGGACAAAAACACAGUUCCUGUGUUCAUGUUGGACUUUAAUCGAGCAAUGAGCCAUGUACAAAUAGAUCCCAAUCCGUUCACGAAAGUUUCAGCAGCCAGCUUGGCUCAUAUAGUUCACGAUUCUAUAAAACGGAGUGAUGGCAUGGUCAUAUUCGUCGAAGACACAUUUUGCACCGAAGAUAUUAGCACUAAGGACAAAUACGGCACACCUUACAUACAUUUACGCGCCGCUUUGCUCGAUAAAAAAGUAAAAUACUUCCCGUCCGUUAUAGAUCCGUUCAAAAUCUUAAAUAACAUUUUCAAGCCUCAACAACACAACAUAUUUUAUUUAUCAAGUCAGACGAAGUUGCAAAUAACGGAUACGUUUGAUCAUAUCUAUAUUUUCUUCCAAGAUGGGGUGAAUGAGACUAGGUCCCAGAUUUUGAGGAGACAUGAUUCUAUAAUAAGAGAAGUGAUGUUUGUCGUUCGUCAGUUGAAGAGGGGGCCAGUUGUGGCGUUUUAUACGGGUAAAACGAACCCAGUGGUCGUGAAGAAGAUAGAACAGGAGAAGAAGCCACAAGCUCUAUCUUCAAUGAAGAAAGGGGUCAUGGUAGUGUCUUCUAUUGGACUUUUUCGGCUUCAUGGUGUGUACGCAGCCACACAAACCAGGCGCUCGGUAUUUGACCAGGUACCAGGGGUAUCUAAAGAGACGCGGAACGGAAAACAGGGAUCAUCGAUAAGGAUAGCCUAUCCAGUGUUCGAUAUCGAGUUCGCUUUCACUUUUAACGAGGAAGGAUGGACCUUUGAUUACGUGUCAAUCUAUGAAGUUGAUGAAGAGGUUGGGAGGACAAACAUAGGUAUAUGGGUGCCGUGGAACCAUUCUCUUUACUGCCCGGAGCCUAUACAUAUCAUUAACCAAAGAGAUUUGAGCUUUAUCGUCAUUACUCAGUACCAGGUCCAACCCAAGGACGUUGGCGUACCUCUAAGCCUGGAAGACGGUACAGUAUUCAGUGACCCUAUCCACUGCGGCCCUUACUUUACAUCGCCCAUAUUAGCCUGUUUGUUCGUCUCCCUUCUAUGUCUAGCUAUAACUUUGUAUGGGAUCAUGACGCUCUUUGAUUGCGUAUCCGGAGAUCGGUUUGAAGAUCCCAACGCUAAGCCUCUUACGCAUGAGGUUAUGCAUUGAACGCGAGUGAUAAAUAGGUAAAGAUGUUAUAUUUCAAGAAAGUUAGGGGCUGUCUCCACGAGCGAGAGAAUCGCGAUGAGUCCGCCCUUAUAUCGUCGGAUAAUCUCCACGAACGAGCGAUAAUUCCGCCGCGUAUCGUCGCGAGUCGUUACAGAAUCGCGGCGACUCGUAACGGUAUCGCCGCGUUUCCUUGACGUCACGUUGCGAUAGAAGGAAUUCAGUUACAACGUCUUUGCUUAACAUGACGCUGCGUUUGACAGCGCGCGUCGCGUUGCUAGUCGCGGCGGGCUAGCGACGAUGUAAUGACGUUUUGCGUGCUCGUUGCCACUCGUCGCAUCGCGGCGAUAAUAUCGCCGUGUGGAGACGGUUCCAUAGAGUGUAUAGAAAAACGUGGCACGGCGAUACUUUCGCUCGUGGAGACAGCGCCUAAGUAAGCUAUACUGUAUUGUAUUGAGCAUGUACCUACAUUAAUACACCCAAGUUUGGCCCAUCCGCUUUCGUGGGUAAAACAUUUGAAAUAGCUUAGGUUCGUUAAUUAGGUUCCUUUGUAAGAUUUGUCAUUUUAU